AUGGCUCAUCAUUCGAGAAUUGCAGUCCCGCCUUCGGGCAGCAGAGUCCGGGCGGAACAUGUUGGACAGAGAGUCUCUUCUUCACCUUUUCAGCCUUCAAUGUGCACACUUGAGAGAAGUCCAGCUCGCAGCUUCAAAACCAAUGGCCGACGGUUUGCGUCUUCGCCGCCAGUGGUCCUUCCUCCAGCUCCACCAUCAUCACCUGCUACCUUCUUACAUGCGUCCACUAUGACGCCGGCUGCUGUAGCAGUGGACUGGCCAGCCCAGCAAGAGCUAUUAAGCUCACCGACCCGCUCCAGGACAUCAACAGCAUCGAGCAGAACAGUUAUUCCAGAUACGCCAAGGACACCUCCACCGCCGACGUCGUCCUCGACCACAACGGAUCACUCACCCUGUGCAUCUGAGAAUACUCUCAUUGGGCUGUACCGCUCCAGCACUGAAUCCGUUGGUCGAGAUUCUCUUUGCACUCCUCCACGGAGAGUCCUCCGCUACUCGGAGGACACGGCAUGCCAGUAUACCCCAAUUUCUAUAGGUGCUGGUGCUCUCUCACCAUACCAUCGGAAUUGCGCCACGGACAACUUAACACAGCUUCAGCAAGCGCGAACGCCGCCGCAUGAGUUUCGCGCAUAUGCAGAGGUCCCUCGUCACGCGUCUCCCCGGUCGCACAAGAAGAAAUCAGAUCCGCUAUCAGGAACGAAGCAGAUAAAGUCAGAUAAGCUUGAAAGACCAGACUUCCCUCCUCGAAAAGACUCUCUUCCAUCGCAAAUAUUCCCUCCAGAGCUAGCAGCUACCGAGCAAUGCUCAGCAGGUCCAAGGCUCACCGUCUGGCCGCAGCUGCCAAACUAUCCUGACCCACGACCAGCCCCGCUUCCCCCCCCAAACCCAAAUGAGCGGUCCUUUUUUGAAGAUGAUGUAUCUGUGCGCUGCUUUGGCGCGUCAGAUAGUAUGCGAAAGUUUAAGCGCUGUUUCAGCUCGCGUUCGAACAACGGCCAAGGGAAGAAGAAGACAUCGCGGACAUUCUCAACAGUCUUCUGCUGUGGCGAAGCAGAUGAAUGA
This is a messenger RNA of Xylona heveae TC161, 1056 nucleotides long. RefSeq lists its product as hypothetical. NCBI's taxonomy places the organism in Eukaryota, Fungi, Ascomycota, Xylonomycetes, Xylonales, Xylonaceae. Bases 1 to 1056 code for a protein of 351 amino acids. The record is from RefSeq and is a predicted model, not a curated record. The transcript has a single exon.